AUGAGUAUAAUUUGUACAAAGUUGUUUGAUCAAUUUAAUCAACUAUACUCUUCUUUUAAUCCAUCAUACUUCAUCAUUGGUGUGACAGCAUUCAACUAAGGAAUUCAACAUUUAUCAGAUUUAGCUGUAAAUUACAUGUUAAAAGAUGAAUAUGGACUUUCACCAGCUAUGAUGGGAUUUUAUUUAAGCUAUACGACACUCCCUUGGAUGAUUAAACCAUUUUGGGGAAUUAUUACAGACUCAAAACCAUUACUAGGUUAUAGAAGAAAAUCUUAUAUUAUUUUAUUUGGAGUAUUGGAUGCAUUAGGUUGGAUUAUGAUGUCUAAAAAUAAAGAUGGUAGUUUAUUAAGUGUAUUGCUACUACUAUUUUUAAUUUAAUUAUCAAUUUGCUUUGUUAAUGUAGUUGGAGAGGCUAUUUUAGUAGAGGUAGCAGCAUAGGCAUAAAGAGAAUAACGAUAAGAGAAUUUUUAACAUGGAGCAUCAAGAAAUGUAUCGAUAUUCUUUGGAGUUAGAGCUGUUGGUUCUUUAUUAAGUGCAUAUUCAUCUGGAGCACUUUUACAUUACUUUACUUACUAACAAAGUAUAAUAAAAUUUGAAUAAUAGUAUUUUUGAUAACAUCAAUUUUUCCUACUAUUCUAGUUUUUGUUUCAUUAUUUUAUUAAGAAUAAAGAAUAGAUAUACAAUAAUUAGAUGAAAAUGAUAGAAAAAAUAAUACUGUGUAAUGUUUGAAAGAUUUUUGGUAAUUUUUUAAAAAUCCAUUAAUUUACAAACCAGUUAUCUUAAUAUUUGCUUUUAUGAUGGCUCCAUCAAGUUCAACAAUAAUGUUUUUCUUUUAUACUGAAGUACUUGGAUUUGAUCCAAAGUUUUUGGGAUAGUUAAAAUUUAUGGUAUAAAGAGUUUAUUAUUGUUAAGUAUGCUGUAGCUUCAAUAUCUGGAGUUUUAAUAUAUAAUAAUUAUUUGAGAGAUGUUUCCUUUAGAAAGAUAUUUUUAGUUACGACAUUUUUAUAUUAUUUAUGUUAUUAGUCAAUAAUAAUUUUGGUGACUAGAAAAAAUGUUGAAUGGGGAAUCAACGAUAAAAUAUUUUGCAUAGGAGAUUAAGUAAUGUUGUAAUUUGUUGGAGAAUUAAAUAUUAUGCCAAUUUUAGUAUUAGCUUGUAGAAUGUGUCCAAAACAUAUUGAAGCUACUAUGUAUGCAAUGUUGAUGAGUACUAUUAAUUUUGGUAUAAUUUAAGUUCUAUAAACUAAUAGGUUCCAUGUUAGGAAGUUGGUUAGGAGCUCUUUUUUUGAUUUGGAUGAAAAUUGAUUAAACAGAUUAUUCUAGAUUAUGGUUAUUUAUAGCAAUUACUGGUGUUUUUAUUUUAUUACCAUUACCUUGGUUAUAUGUAGUGAGGGAAGAUGAAAUUCUAAAAUAAAGAGAAAAGAAAAUAGAAGAGAAUAAAAAAGAAGUGUAAAGUUCUACACCUAGUACUAGCAAACGUGACGAAGUAGAAGAAAAGGUUCCAUUAUUGUAAAGUGAGAAUANAUUUGGAGUAUUGGAUGCAUUAGGUUGGAUUAUGAUGUCUAAAAAUAAAGAUGGUAGUUUAUUAAGUGUAUUGCUACUACUAUUUUUAAUUUAAUUAUCAAUUUGCUUUGUUAAUGUAGUUGGAGAGGCUAUUUUAGUAGAGGUAGCAGCAUAGGCAUAAAGAGAAUAACGAUAAGAGAAUUUUUAACAUGGAGCAUCAAGAAAUGUAUCGAUAUUCUUUGGAGUUAGAGCUGUUGGUUCUUUAUUAAGUGCAUAUUCAUCUGGAGCACUUUUACAUUACUUUACUUACUAACAAAGUAUAAUAAAAUUUGAAUAAUAGUAUUUUUGAUAACAUCAAUUUUUCCUACUAUUCUAGUUUUUGUUUCAUUAUUUUAUUAAGAAUAAAGAAUAGAUAUACAAUAAUUAGAUGAAAAUGAUAGAAAAAAUAAUACUGUGUAAUGUUUGAAAGAUUUUUGGUAAUUUUUUAAAAAUCCAUUAAUUUACAAACCAGUUAUCUUAAUAUUUGCUUUUAUGAUGGCUCCAUCAAGUUCAACAAUAAUGUUUUUCUUUUAUACUGAAGUACUUGGAUUUGAUCCAAAGUUUUUGGGAUAGUUAAAAUUUAUGGUAUAAAGAGUUUAUUAUUGUUAAGUAUGCUGUAGCUUCAAUAUCUGGAGUUUUAAUAUAUAAUAAUUAUUUGAGAGAUGUUUCCUUUAGAAAGAUAUUUUUAGUUACGACAUUUUUAUAUUAUUUAUGUUAUUAGUCAAUAAUAAUUUUGGUGACUAGAAAAAAUGUUGAAUGGGGAAUCAACGAUAAAAUAUUUUGCAUAGGAGAUUAAGUAAUGUUGUAAUUUGUUGGAGAAUUAAAUAUUAUGCCAAUUUUAGUAUUAGCUUGUAGAAUGUGUCCAAAACAUAUUGAAGCUACUAUGUAUGCAAUGUUGAUGAGUACUAUUAAUUUUGGUAUAAUUUAAGUUCUAUAAACUAAUAGGUUCCAUGUUAGGAAGUUGGUUAGGAGCUCUUUUUUUGAUUUGGAUGAAAAUUGAUUAAACAGAUUAUUCUAGAUUAUGGUUAUUUAUAGCAAUUACUGGUGUUUUUAUUUUAUUACCAUUACCUUGGUUAUAUGUAGUGAGGGAAGAUGAAAUUCUAAAAUAAAGAGAAAAGAAAAUAGAAGAGAAUAAAAAAGAAGUGUAAAGUUCUACACCUAGUACUAGCAAACGUGACGAAGUAGAAGAAAAGGUUCCAUUAUUGUAAAGUGAGAAUAACCAGAAUUAAUGAUCA
Paramecium sonneborni is the source of this 2774-nucleotide messenger RNA. The record is from the annotation of a GenBank genome assembly. NCBI's taxonomy places the organism in Eukaryota, Ciliophora, Oligohymenophorea, Peniculida, Parameciidae.